GUCUCUUGAGCGACUUACUGUCGAAGGGUGCCAUGCAUUAACAAGGUUACCAGUGGAGAUGUUCGAGUCGUGUACGUCCCUCCGAGAGCUGAAUUUGUCCAAUUGCCGCAGUCUGGUCUCCUUUCCCCUUGAUUUGCGACGGACCCCUUCUCUCGAGAGCUUCUCGUUAUGGUGGUGUCCCAACUUGAUUGCUGAGAUGCCUAGUGGAUUUGGCUAUCUUACCAGCUUAGGGAAAGUGCUGAUUGGUCCCUUCUCAGAUGACUCAAUAAUCGAAUUUGAUUGGGCUGGAUUAGCAUCUUCAUCAUCACUGCAACACGUGUCUUUGUAUGGAAUGCAUGACACGAAAUCUCUGCCACAUCAGCUUCAAGACUCGACUACCAUCACAUCACUAUCUCUACUUUACUUUGGAGCAAUCGAAGCCUUACCAGAUUGGCUUGGGAACCUUGCGUCUCUUGAUGAGCUAAUCCUAUUCAAUUGCCCAAAGCUUGAAUAUUUACCCUCCGUAGAUGCCAUGGAACGCCUCAAAUUAAGACGUCUGAAAAUUUGGUGGUGUCCUCUAUUAGAACGAAGAUGCACUCCUCGAAGCGGCUCCGAGUGGCCCAAGAUCUCUAAUAUUCCGGAGCGUGAAAUUGAUGUGGUAAGAUCUCAUCUCAAAAUUUUAAUUAAUUCCUUCUCAUUAUUGGAUCAUCUUAUUCUACCCCGUAUUUGUCCCUCACUCUCUUUCUCCAUAAAUAUCUAUUCCUCUACUUCUUCUGGCAAAAGAUUACUCUCUCUUUCAUGUCAUUAACAAAGUAGAGUUACGAGCAAAUUGAAAGAUAACAAAAUUGUGGAUUUCAUCUGCUUUUCUGAACCAUCCGAAGGAUGAACUUGGUAAACAUUCAGCUUCAAUGGGGUAUGUUAUUAUUUUUUUUGUCACUGAUAUUUCCAAACAACAUUAAAACCAAUGAAAUAGCAAUUUGGGGAGAACAUUACAAUUUUUGUUUUUACCGCUGGCAUUUAAUAGAUGGAUAUGUUCUUAAUAUUCACUGUUAUCUCUCUGUAAGACUCUGCAUUAUGAUUGCCA
Molecule: messenger RNA, 1063 nt
Organism: Coffea arabica (coffee)
Lineage: Eukaryota; Viridiplantae; Streptophyta; Magnoliopsida; Gentianales; Rubiaceae
Source: RefSeq, a predicted model, not a curated record